Auanema sp. JU1783 is the source of this 1599-nucleotide messenger RNA. Lineage: Eukaryota; Metazoa; Nematoda; Chromadorea; Rhabditida; Rhabditidae. The record is from the annotation of a GenBank genome assembly.
AUGAAUUUUGAUGGCGGUGAUCACAUUCUGUUACAACUUGGAAUUUUGGAAUCAACUGAACCAAGUCCUAAAAGAACGAACUAUGAAAACGUAAAAACAUCCCCACGAAAAGCGAAACCAUCAGCUGGAGGAGAAAGAGAAAAAUUUGUUGAUGUUAACAUCGACGGAGAUGUGAUUAGUGAUAACGAAGAAGAAGAUAUCGGGCUGGACGAGAAUGAAUUGUUAGGAUCAUCUUCACGUGGUUCACGUGGUUUACGCAGGAUAAGAGAGUCUGAAUCGUACAUAUGCCGCUUGAUAUUACUCAUUCUUACUUAUUUCUCCUUGGGAGCUUCUUACUUUGCGAUAUGUACGCCACCGUUGCUGCGAGGAGAUGCCAUGUGCCAUUUCGUGUUUUGUUUAGGAGCUUUCUGUGGGGUAUGCGUUGGCAUGUUUUUGAUAAGGAAGUUGUAUUGGGUUUUUAUAAGUUUACUUGGGUUCGCUCUCCUCACUCUAACCGUUUGGAGUUUACACACUUUUAAGCAUCUUAGUUACAUAUCAUUCCUAUUCAACGGAGCUUCUUAUGGAAUUAUUGCGUACUGUGGUUUGGCUGUUUGGUUUUCCAUAUGGAAAAGAUAUAGUCGAUACAUUCUUUCAUUAUCUUUUGUAUUUUCUCUAGGAUUCUUUAUCCCCCAAAUUCUGUUCUCCAGCUUCGAUAGACAAAUUGAACUUUCAUCAUCUUUGACAAACAACGAUGGACUUGUAGUGUCUUAUCCAAUUGAACAACGACAACGAGAUGUUCGAGAAACAAACAUCACUUCGUUCAUAGCUCCUGAUAUCAGUGAUUACCUGAUAGGAUCACCUGCAGCCACGUUCAGUAUAGUGUUCUGCAUAGUUACAAUUCUUUCCAAGCUAAUCGGGUUCUUGUUGUGUUGUCUGAGGUUGCAAUUAUCUUUGGAUAUGAGGAUGGAAAAGCUCUUCGACACAUCACUCCCUAGGCUUUCACCAGAAAGUCGUCUUAGAUUUCUCUGCUUCCAAUGUCUUACGGGGUCAGCAGAAGGACUUUUUCUUUUUAUUGUUUCUUCAAAAGGAACUAAUGAACUGAUGAUUUUUGCUGGCCUUGCGUCGUUGGGCAAGUUUAUUGCUGCCAUAUUAGGAACAACAAGUUAUUCAAUAGUUUCCAUAUGGAGUUAUUUAAUUGUUUCUUGGAUAACAUCUAUUGUUCUUUUGGUAUUCACUGUCACGCCAUUUACGGUCAUAAUCAUGAGCAUUCCAAUAUCACUUUUAGGCUUAUGCUGCACUUUAAACAUUGAGAAGAGGAUAUCUCCCAGACCUUCUGUUUUGAUCAAUCAUUACCUCUCUGCAAAUCUGUUCGGUCAAUUGAUCUCUGCAAUGUUCGCAACAUAUUUUGAGGAAAUUGGAAGAAUAGUUAUAUUAUUUUUUGCCAGUUCAGCACUGGUUAUCGUGUUUCUGAUGUUAAACAGAGGGAUUGCAAAAACUCAGAGGUUGAAAGAAAUCCUCGAGUAUUCGACUGAACCUUUGGCGGAGACUCUUGGUGAAUAUGUCGCCUUAACAGAAUCGCUUUCAGAUAUUGAAGUGGACGAUUUAGAUCUGAAUAUAUAA